AUUUUGUCCCUCAGCGUAGUGGAUAACCCUCAUCAGUAAUGCUUCACGCUUCAACCUCGUAACCUCGUUGUUUAAUCUUUAUUGGGCGGUGAAUUUGCAGGAUAUACCGGGAAAUAGCGCCAUCCUGAAGAUAUGGAAAUAAAGAUUACCAGUGGAGAUGAUUUUGAUUAGUUGUGAUAAUUUACUAAACUAUAAUCUGAAGUACUUUCGCAUUUUACUGGCAUUAACCCUUCUAGUCAACCACAGAAAUAGUGCGUACAAAUAGGGCAUGUUACCAGUCCCUAUGCCGGCUGGGAGUUGAAUCGAUGCACACGUUUUUUUUCUCUGAUCAAAUACUGUACUUUACAUCAAUCAGGCAAGAUGAAGCUGUCCUUUAGUUAUCUGGUGAUCACCGCUGGCAUCUUCGGUAUCCUCAGUUUUGCGUUCCUGGCUACGGCGAUCGGGAGCGACUACUGGUACAUUAUUAAGGUGAACAGAACCAACCGGACCGAUACAGACGUUUCGGAUUCCCAUUCCGGACUGUGGAUAACUUAUGAAGGUCAGAAGGUGUAUUCUUACACAUUUAACUCCCCCAACUACUCUGAACCUGAGAUGCACAUGUUGAACAUGCACAGUGCGAUUGUGGUCCUAUUGCCUCUAAGCCUGGUCCUGCUGGUGUUCGGAGGCAUCUGUGGAUUGAUCAGUUCCCUGGCCCGGAGCCCCGCCCUCCUCACUGGCACCGCCUCCUAUCUCAUCCUCUGCAGUGUUCUGACCCUCUCUGGUGUCAGCCUGUACAUCAGUUACUCCCAACAGGCGCUGGCUGAGACUGAGAGGCUGGUGGGGGCUGAGCGUUUGGCCCAGGUGGUCAGCACCUCUUUCGGCUGGUCCCUCGGCCUGGCCUGGCUCUCCUUCUGCGUGGAGGUCCUCACUGGCCUGCUGCUGCUGCUAGCUGCCCGCCUAGCCACCCUGCAGCACGGACCACAAGGCCACGGCUGGCCUCUCCAUGUUGUAACCUAACCCAAGAGGCAGAUGUCACAAGAACUGGAUAACCAACUGGCCCAGAACUGUACCUUUAAUUUUCUAAUUAUUUGUAUGUGCUCGUGUCUGGCACCACAAAUUAAGUUCCCUCUGGAAAAAUUGUUCUGUAAGUAUUUUUUUUUCAUCCAAAAUGCAAUGUGGUUUAGUCUAUGGGCAAAACAGUUGAGAUUUAGUGCCAUCUUUUGGUGUGAUAAGUCACUACAUUUCAAUUGACAAAUGCCCUAAAAUACCAAAUUGUAUUAUUGUGGUCCUAUAGGAUGAGAAAUUAAACGUACUAAAACUACGGGCCUCAACCACAAGUCACUCUGAAUGGCUGUUAGCGGUCAAGGGGUUUCAUUUUAGAACAUGGGCAAGUGAAGGGCUAUAGGAAAGAAGUAUGUAUCAUGAGUGGAUGUCCUCAAAGCAAAAGCCAUAGUAGAAAUGCUCAGAGCAGACUGAGGGUGCAUCUCAAGUGAAGCCUUAGCCAGAUGUAGCAGUGGUAUCAGCGGAGCCUUGUCUAGCAGCAAAACAGUU
Salvelinus sp. IW2-2015 is the source of this 1530-nucleotide messenger RNA. It is a transcript of the gene tmem235b, whose product is annotated as transmembrane protein 235b. The record is from RefSeq and is a predicted model, not a curated record. Gene Ontology annotation, cellular component: apical plasma membrane. NCBI's taxonomy places the organism in Eukaryota, Metazoa, Chordata, Actinopteri, Salmoniformes, Salmonidae.